CAGGAGGAGAGAAGCGUCGAGCAGGAAACGACAGGAUAAAAGAAACUGAGAAAGGAAAGGACGAGCUCAGCGUGCAGAAUUGCUCAGGAGGAUUGUUUCCUUUAGGACGCGUGAGUGGCUUGUUGCCCCGUCGUGCCCGUCGCAUGCCGGGAUGGCGAGAUGGCGAGACGGAGAGUUGCAGAGCUAUCACCAUCACCAUCACGUGUGAUCCAAGGGAGGAGAUGACGUAGCUCUUCUCGCUUCCCCCAACUACUCUCUCGUGCGAAACCCAACACAACAGCUUUCCCACCUUGCCUACCACCUAUUGAUCGUCGUUCAGAGUGUCCACCCAUUGCAGCCGAAUACAGAGCGUGUGAGCUGCGGACUGAUCCAAAAAGCUCCUGUUCUCCUCCUGCAUAUUCACUCCACACCGACCUUUCCCCAGCGUUCCUGAACUUCAGAACCAGCUCACAUUCUCUCUUAUCGUAUGUGGCAGCCCAAGCCGAUGAAAGCCUUUGUAUCCAACAUGUUUCGCAUGGCCAAGACCCUCGAUGUAAUCACGCUGUUCCACAAGCCAUCCCUCCCCGCGAGCGUGCGGGCGCAGACGCUCCUGAAGCAGGCCUCGGCGCAGGCCUCCGAGACCGCGACCGAAGACCAGGCCUCGGACCACUCGCACCAGAACACCACCGUGACCCGGGACCCGUUCGAGCUGGAGAUUACCGAGCAGCCGCCCACGCCGGACCAGCUGAAGAGCAUCUUCGAGUACGUCGGCUCCGGCCGGGCGGGCGACCUGGUCAAGGGCGCCGCGAGCGAGAGCGAUGCCCUGAGGAAGGUCAAGCAGGACGGAACCCUGUUUACACGCCCCGUCGUCGUGGACUGGAGUGCCGGGAAGGCCGUCAUCGGGGACAAGGACAGCGAGAUCUUGAAGCUGUUGAAGGCCCAGCAGAAGUGAGGAGGUGGUGAGAUAGCGGAUGUUGCGUUCCAGUCGUCAGAGGACCAACAACAGGAGCUGCCACUGCGAGGAUGAGCAGAGUGGAGUGAUGACUCUCAAGAGAGCACGGCAACUGUAUGAAAAUACCCUCGAACUGCCGGGGGAAGUGGCGGACGACUACGCUUUGUGUCAAGUGCGGUUGAUGAAGUUCACGGGGGAGGAGAAGCAUGCGGCCACGAUGGACAUUACUAUGGUUGAUUCAAAGACGAAGCAAGGGCAUGCCUUCUCGAGCUCUGAAAAGUUCUAUGGUUGGUUUCCUCGGUGGUAUCUGAUUUUGACACGAUAAUUACGAUUUCAGCUUUCCUCUCAAUCCAUGAUCCCCAGUGGCUCGAAGGUAUCAAUCCAACAGCCGGGAGCGGUGAACUGUGAUGAAACCGCCGACAGCAGAUGAUUCCGUGUUUCUGGAGUGCCUGUCUCGCGAUCGACCCGUUUCUAUGAUUGGGUUCUUGCGAAAGAUGUCGAACUUUUUUCAAAACACCAAGUUCUUUCUUAUCUCUUCGCUGGCUGAGUUAUCGCUCUUUACAAGUCAGGCUCGUCACUCUGGAUGAGAGAAAGUGUUUGGCUAUUGCUUGCAUCGAUCUGCAACAUCAUGCAGGCGCCUCUGAUUUUAGCCAGGCCUCCUGUAUAUCUGUACUCCCUAUUCUGCGCCACCGAUAUGAACCAUUCGCCAGCACCUUUACAGAACCAGGAGAUAGUGAAAAGCUGCGCUACUGAUCCACCCAUGUCAUCGGAAAUGCAACAAGGUCAAGGACUUCCUGGUACAGCUUUUCCAAAUUGGACAUCCUUCUCUUGCUGCAUCCUCCGAGACUGAUAUUGCAAAUGCACUUCUAGUUGGGAAAUUGCGUGUCGGAAGCCCUGUCAUAUCUGUGCUCCUGGUACCUGCGGCGAGUUGUUCCACAGAAGCGAAGCGGAAUCACAACGUCAUGCAGGCCUCUGAGCCGGAGCGGUCAGGUCAGCCUGGUGAGCC
Molecule: messenger RNA, 1937 nt
Organism: Cladophialophora immunda
Lineage: Eukaryota; Fungi; Ascomycota; Eurotiomycetes; Chaetothyriales; Herpotrichiellaceae
Exons: 2
Coding region: 467-931 (154 amino acids)
Cellular component (GO): mitochondrion
Molecular function (GO): oxidoreductase activity
Source: RefSeq, a predicted model, not a curated record